AUGUUACUCCCCAAGCAAUCAUCAAAAUUUCAGCCAUGGUUCCAGUCCUACUCCUUAAUCACCAUCAUUGGCUGUAACCUGGUGCUCGGCGCCAUCGUUUUCUACUACCUAUUUCGCGCCCCAUCACUGGAUUCCCUUGACAUCCUCCGUUUCCAACAGCGUGAGCCGACCGCAUUGGAGUCAUAUCUCGACCUUCUUGGCCGGAGUGGCGAAUAUCACCCUAUAGAUGAGCUGAUUCUUGACUCUGACCGGACCUUGGACCGUCUACUCUUGGAACGGGCUACCGAUAUCAAGUCCGCCGCAGCUAAUUAUCGAGACCGUAGGGGCCGUCAUCCGCCGCCAGGCUUCGAUAAAUGGGUGGAAUACGCCUUGGCUCACGAUGCCAUCCUCGUUGAGCAAUUUUUCGAUCGUAUUGAUAAAGAUCUUCGACCAUUCUGGGCUCUGAACGCCACCAUAACAGCCUCCCAAGCGAGAGAUUGGGAACACGUCAUAAGGGUCCGGAACGGCGCUGCGAUCGGCGUUGGCGACGUCAAGGGGCGUGUUCCAUGGUUGCAGCUUUGGACAGAGCUGAUCGGCGAAGCUGCGCAGUGGCUUCCCGACGUUGACAUACCAAUCAACUAUAUGGAUGAAUCGAGAAUCAUGGCACCCUGGGACAAUAUCAACACCUUGGUACAGGUCGCAGAAAGCAACAAGUCGAUAACCCCACCUGACGAUACCCUACAGACCUACACUGGGCCCGGUCACACUGACGAAGUGCCAACUACAGAGUGGGUUCGGAAGGCUCGAUUCUGGGACCUGGCCCGGAAAGGGUGUCCACCUGGCUCUCCCGGCCGAGAUGCAGCUGCGAUCCAGGAUUUUUCUGAGCCACCACUCUUCCCGCACAACUGGAUUCCUUCUUUCUCGAAAGAUAUGUUUGUCCAAAACUACUCAGCGUCGAUGGAUCCCUGCUUUCAGCCUCACCUUCGAAGUCUGCACGGCACGUUUGUCGAGCCUGUUACUCUGUCAACUUCGCAAACGCUUAUACCCAUGUUUAGUGGGUGCAAACUUCUCACAAACAACGACAUCCUACUUCCUGGUGCCAUGUAUUUGACUAGUGAUGCCCGGUACUCUGGGGGCAAAGGUCAUGGCCCCCCAUGGAGUCAGAAAACUGGAGGUGUUAUCUGGCGUGGGGUAGGGUCAGGCGGCCGUCAUACGGAACAAAAUUGGGUACAUUUUCAGCGCCACAGACUUUUACAAAUGCUCAACGGCAGCACGGUGUCCGCCGUUGAACAUGGUGCCGUUGCUCCGACAUUUGUGAUGCCCGACCCAGGCCUUCACAAUAUUUCAAGUAGUCGAAUUGGCCAUGUGGGCGAGUGGAUUUCGGAAAUAGCAGAUGUUGGGUUCACAGAACUCCUCUGCUUUCCCCGCGGCGAGUGCAACUACUUGGCGCCCUAUUAUUCCGAAGUGGACAAGAUACCAAUGAAAAAUCAGUUCACCCAAAAAUACAUCCCUGAUGUCGAUGGCAAUAGCUUUAGCGCUCGAUUUAGAAGCCUUCUGUUAUCUACAUCACUACCACUAAAAAGCACUAUUUAUGCCGAAUGGCACGACGACCGGCUCUUCCCAUGGCUGCAUUUUGCACCACUAGACAACUCACUACAAGAUCUAUAUGCUGUCUUAGACUAUUUUACAGCUACUGAUACUGAGAAGGGUGAUGCGGCAGCCAGAUAUAUUGCUGAAUCUGGGAAGGCUUGGGCUGAAAAGGUCCUCCGGCGCGAAGACAUGUUGCUCUAUACUUGGAGGCUUGCGCUUGAAUUCGCAAGGGUGUGUGACGAAAAUAGACACCGACUGGGCUUCGUGCAAGAUAUUAUAUAA
Messenger RNA from Pestalotiopsis fici W106-1, 1851 nucleotides. RefSeq lists its product as uncharacterized. Bases 1 to 1851 code for a protein of 616 amino acids. The record is from RefSeq and is a predicted model, not a curated record. The transcript has a single exon. NCBI's taxonomy places the organism in Eukaryota, Fungi, Ascomycota, Sordariomycetes, Amphisphaeriales, Sporocadaceae.